Striga asiatica is the source of this 945-nucleotide messenger RNA. NCBI's taxonomy places the organism in Eukaryota, Viridiplantae, Streptophyta, Magnoliopsida, Lamiales, Orobanchaceae. The record is from the annotation of a GenBank genome assembly.
AUGGAGAAUUUCCCUUCGAAUGAUGACCUAGAGAAUGCGAUAAACGAGCUAUCUCAAGGCAGGGAACAAGCCGUACAGCUGCAAAACCGUCUUAACACGCGGCCCGAUUGCGAAGAUUACGACCAUUUUCUUCCGAGAAUACUCCAUUGUUACGAUCGAGCACUCUCCAUGCUCGGAAACCACCGCCCUCCUCCAGUUUCGGCUAGCUCGAACCAAGAGUAUGCCAAGUCGACCGGUAGUAAUGACUCGGAUCAAGGUGAUCCCAACAAGGGUCAACCUUCUUAUGGCAAAAGAACGACCGUGGCAAACUGGUCGGAAAAGAUGAAAGUGUCCCCGGAAAUUGGGAUUGAGGGACAACUCGACGAUGGGUACAGCUGGAGGAAGUACGGCCAGAAAGACAUUCUCGGAUCCAAUUAUCCAAGAAUGUACUACAGAUGUACCCACAGGCCUGGGCUGGGGUGUCCAGCCACAAAACAAGUUCAAAUAUCCGACGACGACCCAACAAUUUUCCACGUCACAUACAGACGGAAGCACACGUGCAACCCAUGUGCAAACCCAACUAAUAUCGACCCACCUGAAGCACGUCCCAAUCCACAAAACGAAGACCCAAGCCCAUCAGCCCAAAACGUACACCACUUACUAAAAGGCCCAUCUUCACCCCAACAAGACCCAUUUAACUACACUUUGCCACCAACGAUUACUGAUAAUUCCGAAAACGACCACAUUUUUUCGGAUUGUGACAACAUUUUGGGAGAUUAUGAUAAUAUUUUGGCCCCUGCAACAUUCGGGUCGGACUUGUUGGCAAUAUCCGGUAAUGGUACAAGCCCAAUAUUUCCAUCCAUGACUUCUACUUCGAGCUCACCUAAUUUCGAGGAGAAUUUUUCGAUCGAUUGUACUGGGUUCAGGUCAGAUAUUGGUUUUGGAAACUCGGGUUACUAUCCAUAA